Messenger RNA from Asterias rubens (European starfish), 3766 nucleotides. RefSeq lists its product as uncharacterized. Gene Ontology annotation, biological process: signal transduction. The record is from RefSeq and is a predicted model, not a curated record. The coding region runs from base 335 to 3226 and encodes 963 amino acids. Gene Ontology annotation, molecular function: protein binding. NCBI's taxonomy places the organism in Eukaryota, Metazoa, Echinodermata, Asteroidea, Forcipulatida, Asteriidae. The transcript is spliced from 8 exons.
UUGCUAGUUCAGUCGUGCUACUAACUAGUGGCCUGGCUGGCCGGACCAUCUCAGCAGUGGAUAAUAAAUUUCACGAGAACACCGAUCUGCUGAAGAAAGAUGUCGUCGUGGUUAACCUCCCUGGAUAAUAAGAGGAUUUUGGCGUAGAUGGCGACUCAUCCAAGCUGGCCGAUCUGGGAUGUCUAUUUGAAGGGCAUUGCUCUAAACCUCAAUCUUGGAGAACACUUUUUAAGGGACGCUUAAUCAUUUGCUUUUAAAUAAACCUAAAUUCCAACUGCACAAUUUAUUUCUGCGGAACUAUUGGGCUUUGGUGGCGCUAUUGCCUGGUACAGUCAUGGGACUACCGGAUGGCCAAGAAGUGUAUCACCCACACCGGCUCCUGUCGCAGAGCAGCGACGAUUCCAUGUUGCUCUCAUGCGGCGGCAGUCCUGGAAGAAGCCUAGAGUUGGAGAGCAUCGCUACGGGCAGCAGCAGCAGCAACAGCUGCAGUAGCAGCAGCAGGUCAUCGCAACGUAAUGACACAACAUCAUCAUCGAAUCAAAGACAAAAUAGAUCGAGUGCUGGACAGUCACAGUGCAAUAGAUGCACGAUGCACGACAAACCUAAAGAAAUAUCUGUAGAGGAUUUGAGAAAUCAUGCUGUGAGAUGCCCCGACAACAUCAAAUGGAAGGCAGGGGCUAAAAAAGUCACAAUCACUCGCAUUGGAGGGAAAAUGGGGUUCAAGUACGCAGAUGUUAGGGGAAAGACGAACGCUAACCCAUGGUAUACAAUGGUGAUUAGAGUGGAUGAUGAAAGACCUUCCGAAGGACGAAUCAGCAUCGGCGAUUGCAUCUUAUCAGCAAAUGGGCAGCCAAUACAGAUUUCACAGAAAAUUGAUCUAAAGUCGAUCAUUGAUGCAAAUAAAUCUGACCCAGUGACGCUGAUGAUACAGAGUCCUGAAAGUCAGCGCUCUCGCAUUAGACACAAAUCAUCGUGCGCAAAUCGCACACCUCAUUCCGAGAGUCAAGCAAAAGACAAGAGACUUGAGGCUCACACAAACCUCAAUACCCUCAUGCCCAGAUUGCCUGAGAUGAGGGUACUGAUAUCAGGUAGUGAGGCUGAACAUAUAGCAACGUCCCUCCUGCAAGGAGCAACUCAACUGCGACCCUCAACGACUGAAGUCGGUGUCUUGUAUCAAGCAUUUGUGAGCAAGAAGAACUCUCUGUUUUCAAUGUAUACAAAGAGUGUUGAACAAAAGGAAAGGAUAAAUAAUAAGCCCGUGGAUGAGGUGGAAUUGGAGGUCAUAGCUCUUAAGGACACGCCUUUCCCAGCCUAUUGCCAUCAUGUCCUUGCUACUGCCCAUUCCAUCUUUAUUGUUCAGUUCAGCGGCCGAGCAUUCAUCAACAACAGACACGCGGUCCUGACGUCCAUCCAGCAAAGACUAAAUAAGAUCCGUACCUACGCAACCAAUAGAGUCCCAAUAUAUCUUGUAAUGACGUCCGAAGGCACCGUUCUGCCGGCCGAGCAACUCGCUGAGAUCAGCCAGAGUUUAGACCUCCAGUUCUACCAAGGUUACAAGAACCAACUUCAGUACAAUGCUGCCACUGACUAUCCGUUGUUCACGGCCACAGUAAAGGGAGGAGGAGACCUGAAGAAUCUCCCGUCCCCGUUUGGAAACCUCGGCCGCCAGAUCAGCAGAGAGGAUAACAGCGAUACAGGGCAGUCCCACGUCUUAUACUCCAGGAAUAACACCAGUCUUGAUGUCUGCUACUACGCCAAGAGUACAGAACUUAUCAACUCCCAAGGCUCCAUGUACCACGUAAGGGAGCUACGGGAGCAUCUCUCAAAAUCGGCUUUCCAGCAAGAUUUCAUCGCCAAGAGUUAUCCUCGGAGUUUCAUGCUGCAUCGGAAGAGACUGAAGGAGCAAGGAAUGAACGGUCUUCACUUUCAACCUAAAGCGUGGAUCAUGACAGUAUGUGAUGGCAACCUUGAUCCUGAUCACUUGCUGCGCUUCCUUCAUGACAAUGGAGAUAUUGUCUGCUCAGAUUAUCUGGAGUACAGCAUUUUCAACAGCGAUAUGAUUUUGCUGGAUCGUGACUAUCUGAUAACUUUGACCAAACGUCUGACAACGAUCCCCACCCGCUCUAAGCAGCAGGAUCCCCAUCUGAAUGAUGCCAUUAAGCAUUGGGACGACCUUACACAGAAGGCAACGGCUUCCUCGAUGUUCCUGAAGUACCUCUUCCGCAACCACCUGGAGAAUCCAACCAUACUCACCACGCUCCUCCAGAUGAAUCUCAUCCAUCGCCUGGAGCCAUCGCCUUCCAAUAAUUCCCAGUCGGAAACCUCCUACGUAGUACCGUUCUUCCUGCCCACUGACAAGAAGACGCCCGGCAAGCAGGCAUAUAACCACCACGACCCCAGGCUGUAUAACCUCUGCGUGGACUUCCAAGGCAGCAUCCCCGAUGGGUUCUUCUUGACUAGGUUGGUGGAGUUGAUCAAGACAGCUGUGAAGACCAACGGGUCGUGGAGCAUCGACAGUGCCACAUCAGCUCAUCUGAGCUUGGGCGUCGACUGCGAGUUGGACAUUGAUUGCGAUGAGGUUCAGAGUGUAAUCAAUAUCUCAGCUAGAUGUAGCGCAUCUUACCAGCAUCGGAAUCUCCCGCGUCUGCUGACUAAGAUCUUUGACCCGCUACAAGCCGUUCAAUCGGAUCUCCAUAUCACCAUUGGUCCCCCCUGCCCUCUCUACCAGGAGCGGUGCAAGACCAGGAUGUGGUUACCGUGGAAAGCUCAUGUCAUAAAUUUGGCUGGAGGGCGGGCAGGAACUCUGCUGUGGUGUGGAGACGAACGGGUCGAUGAGUAUCCGUCGGUUAAUCGUUGGCUUUAUAGAGCGGCAGAUAGGAUGCCAACGUCUAUGUGGAAUGCUGAUAAAGUGCUAGUAAGCAAACGGACCCACAUUUUCCAGCUGCCCCCCAGGAUAGUCCACUGGAUAUGUGACAAACUCAACCCUCCUCCGGUGAGGAGAAACUGGCAGGGUUUGGCAGGUGUGCUUGGCUAUACCUAUUCUGAUGUGCAGGGAUUUGCAAACCGACGGCAGAGUGACUAUGAUCCCUGUAACGCCCUCCUGCUGGAUUGGGGGCGCUUUGCCAACUCAACCCUGGAGUCGUUGAUCAACCAUCUAACAUGUCACACAAUGGGACGAAUGGACAUAUCAACCAUGUUAUAUGAGAAAUGGGAGAUAGUUGAAUGAGUUAUGACAGGUAUCAGCAUUUGGGUUGUUGCAGAGGGGUGGGGGGAUGGGGGUUUAGUCUAAUUUUUAUAUUAAACUCACCAUUUGACCAACUUGUCAAAUCGGUUGAUCCUGUUGUAAGUAAAAACAACAGAAAGUUAUUCAAGGAAUUUGUAGAUACUCAUUUUCCUUUGAGGGUUUAUGUCAGAAACAUUUCACUAGACUUGAUGCUCCGAACGUCAUUGGAGUGGGGCGCCCUUGGCUUGAGGUCAAUGGAGGUCACCCAUUUGCCCAUUUUUGGGGUCGAUGUGGUCCCAGUGGUUAAACUGCAAUCACAGGGUCAUACCAAGCGUACAGCUGUUUUCACAAUGACUAGAAUAAUGAUUUUCUUCCUCCAUGGUAUAACCAAUCAAUCUCAUCAACAAUGGUUCGAAUGUGGUCCAGUGGUUAGAUUGCAGGACUUCCAUCUACAAGGUCAUGGCUACGAAUCCCACCAAGCUAACCACUGAUUUCACAACGACUUGAAUAAGUAAAUUAAUAAUAAUAACCAAUUCUUAUACA